Messenger RNA from Dipodomys ordii (Ord's kangaroo rat), 2078 nucleotides. RefSeq names its product THAP domain containing 5 (gene Thap5). The transcript has 3 exons. NCBI's taxonomy places the organism in Eukaryota, Metazoa, Chordata, Mammalia, Rodentia, Heteromyidae. The coding region runs from base 88 to 1254 and encodes 388 amino acids. Gene Ontology annotation, cellular component: nucleus. The record is from RefSeq and is a predicted model, not a curated record.
GCGGCCUGUCUUGCGGCUCCGCCUAAGCUAGGAGGGCUGGUCUGCGCCCUUUGCCAACUGGGGUCACCCCAGGACCUUACUCAAGUGAUGCCCCGCUAUUGCGCUGCGAUAUGCUGUAAGAAUCGCAGGGGACGGAACAAUAAAGGCCGGAAGUUGAGCUUUUACCCGUUUCCUCUUCAUGACAAAGAAAGACUUGAAAAGUGGUUAAAGAAUAUGAAACGGGAGUCUUGGGUUCCCAGUAAAUACCAGUUCCUGUGUAGUGACCAUUUUACUCCUGACUCUCUUGACAUCAGAUGGGGUAUCCGUUAUUUAAAACAAACUGCAAUUCCAACAAUAUUUUCUUUGCCUGAAGACUAUCAGGGAAAAGAAUCUUGUAAAAAAAAAUCUCAGAAGAAAAAAUUGGAAGAUGAGAAAGAAAUGUGUCUAAAAGCCAAGCUCGAAGAAUCAUUUGUAUCAAAUGAAGCAAAGAAAAAUACAGUUAAAAUAGAUAUACUCCCUGAAAACACAGACUUACUUGAUUUGCCUGCCAUACUGAAGCCACCAGCUCCUAAAAUAGCAAGUAUGCAAACUAACAUAUUAACUCUUAAUCUAGUUAAACAAGAUGCUGAAAAGACAAAUUCUGUCUUAGAAGCAGUGAUUAACCAAGAUUUAGGUGUAAGUGAUUUUCACACAUCUUAUGAGAAUCUAAAUUCUACAACUAUUACUUUAACAACUUCAAAUUCAGAAGGUAUUCACCAUCAAUCUUUGGAAACCCAAGAAAUUCUCGAAAUAGCUACCAGUCAUCUUGCUAAUCCUAAUUCAAUUGAAAUUAAGUCAGUACAGGAAAAUGAAUUCUUAAUCAGCACUGUUGAAGAUUUAAGCACAAAUAAAGAAUCUGUUAUUGCCAUUUUUGUACCCACAAACAAUUUUAAACCUGCAGUUAAUUCAUCUGUUCUAGCACAAAAUGAAACCGUAGGAAUGGAAGACAUAGACAUUGAAGACUCCUCAUAUAAGAAUAUAGAGCAUAGUGUAGAUAUUUUACAAACGGAACACUCUUACUGCAGACAAGACAUAAAUAAGGAACAUCUUUGGCAAAAAAUCUCUAAGCUGCAUUCAAAGAUAACUCUUCUUGAGCUACAAGAGCAACAAACUCUAGGAAGAUGGAAGUCUUUGGAAGCCCUUAUAAGCCAGCUAAAACAGGAAAACUGUCUAUCUGAAGAAAACAUCAACAUUAUAGAAAAUCACUUCACCACAUAUGAAGUUACUAUGAUAUAGAGUAAAGUUUUAAGGCUGUAUUAGCUUUUUCUAGCUAAACCAAAUUAUGCAUAAAGUGAUCUUUCUCCUACAGAUAGUGUUUGUCUUAAUGAAGCUAUGAAAGUUGUUAUGAACUGCAUUCUGUUUCUGUAAUACCUGCAGUAAGAGAAAAAUUGGAGAGUUCCAAAUUACAGUAAAAUUACAGUGAGUAAAUACAGUAAGUUUAGUUAUAAAGUGAGAGAACAAAGAGAAAGCCCCAAAUAGAUCCCAGUUCCACCACUAGCAUAUGAAUUAGGCAAACAACUGUUAAGAUUGCACCUCAAGGACUGGUAAUGGAGACCAGUUGUACAGUAGUUGCUUAGCUUUAUACAGAGCUGUGGGUAGACAUUAAGCUUCAUUCCCUUAUUUGUAAUUUGUAAAAUAAGGGCACUUAGUAGACCACAUUAGUCUGUGUAUAGUUCCUUCUCUUCCUAUUAAGAUACUUUUAUUAAAACAUUUUCUAUAAGAAUAUAUAGAAGAUGGUUAGAAUUUGACAACUAUUGGAAUAUCCUCAAUAUGCAUAUGCUUUUAUUAUUUAAUCAUUUUUCUAGUUACAUAUCUAUAAGGUAAAGAAAAAUACUAUUAUAAUUUUAUUGCAGUUGAACUCAGCUCUGAGGAGAGUACUUUUGAGAAAAUAAAUAUUUCAAUACUCCCUAUAGAGUUGGCCAUUAAAAUAUAGGCAUUUGAGUUUCUCAGCAUCCUGUAUUUAUAAAGUAAUAUUUGUACCAAUUUUAAAUAUAUGUAUGUCUAUUUUAGAAAUCAUAGUUUGUGUAUAUUUCAUAAUAGGUAUGCUGCUUUUUUUUUUU